AUGUUCUUUGAUGAUCAAAAUAAAUUGUUCAUGUGUCUUCAUGAUGUUCACGUAAAUCAGAUCUCUUGGGAUAUAUUAGAGGAUGCAAUUGAGCAAGUGGUUAAACAAAAUAACAACACAAACUCAAAACUCACCAAACAUUUAAAAUGGAUUCAAAAUGUUUCAGCUGAUCAAUCGAUCAGCUCAUAUUUGGCCUCGAAUUUAACAACCAUCGGACAAUUUGCAUGGUAUGCUGGAGUGUUUGAUGAGCAUACACUGAAUCAAAUUAAUUCCAGUGAUGUUAUCCAAUAUAUCACACGAGAUAUUAUGGUGAGAUCUUAUCAUAAUAUCGAAUUGAACACACCUAGUUGGGGCUUGUCUCGUAUCUCUAAAAAAUCCCUUCCGAUUGAUAAUAAAUAUCAUUACCCAGAUAAUAGUGGCCAAGAUGUAAAUAUUUAUGUGAUUGACACCGGCAUAAACACAAAACAUAACGAUCUCGAGGGUCGAGCCUCAUUUGGCACCGCAUUUCUGGGUAAUCGUAGCGAGGAACGAGAUUUAAAUGGUCACGGGACAUUUGUGGCAGGAGUUCUGGCCGGUAAAUUUUUUGGUGUGGCCAAAAAAGCAAAUAUUAUUUCCGUACGAGCGUUACAACCCGAUGGAUCUGGUCGUUUGAGUGUUGUGUUGCAGGCAAUUGACUGGGUCAUUAAACAACAUAAUAAUUCAACGACCAAAAAGACCAUUAUAAAUUUGUCAUUGGGUGCUGAAUAUAGUCAAGCAACAAACGAAGCUAUCAAAAAUGCAAUGGCUUUGGGUAUUCAUUUCACGAUUGCUGCCGGAAAUGAAGGAAAAGACGCGUGUCAAUUUUCACCCGCGUCUGUGCAAGGCGCAUUGACAGUUGGUGCUACAAACUCUGAUGACACAAUUGCUACUUACUCGAAUACCGGAAAUUGUGUUGAUAUAUAUGCGCCAGGGACAAACAUUAACUCGAUUUGGAACACUUCAAAAUCUGCUACCCAUGUAUUGUCGGGUACCUCGAUGGCCAGCCCACACGUCGCAGGUGUGAUGGCAAUAUUGCUAUCCCAAGGGAACUACACACCACCCGAACUCGUUAAAAAAAUAAAAGAGAUGGCCACGGUAUUUAACAAAUCCGCUACGAAAAAAGGUGCACGGUAUCCACCCUUAUUAUUGUAUACCAAUCUUUUUGAUGAUGACGAGAGUAAUAGUACCAUUGUGCAGUAUAAAACAACGAAUAAUGCUUCUGCUAUUAUUAUUACUAAUACUAUUCUGGCUAAGAUAUUGAUUUUGUUCCCGCUUUUAAUGUCGCCUUUUUGGGCGGUCUACUGGUGA
Molecule: messenger RNA, 1326 nt
Organism: Ambispora gerdemannii
Lineage: Eukaryota; Fungi; Glomeromycota; Glomeromycetes; Archaeosporales; Ambisporaceae
Source: the annotation of a GenBank genome assembly